AUGCAGAAAUUCCAACAACAUUUUAUUCUUAAAUUACGUUCACUGGAUAAAACAGUAACAUCACGUGGCGGCUCCCCCGGAUCUUGCGGGUCACAGCCUCUACCCGCGUCUCCAGGUCUGGCAUCGAUCUACGUUACACAGGACUCACAACGGCGUUCGCGCCGGGUUCAACAGCACGGCCCGCAGGGCGGCGAGGGGCCGCAGGGAGGGCACGGGCUCGGUCCACAGCUUGGGGGCCCGCAGCUCGGGGGCCCGCAGCACGGCGACGGUCCGCAGGGCCCGCACGGCCCGCAGCAAGGUUGCGGCCGGCAGAACGACGGGCAAGGGUUGAAGCAGCACGGCGAGCAGGACGGCGGCGGACAUGGCCCGCACGAUGGAGGCGGGCAGGGGCCACACGAGGGCGGCGGGCAGGGGCCGCACGAGGGCUGCGGGCAGGGACCGCACGAGGGCUGCGGGCAGGGACCGCAGGACGGGGGCGGGCACGGCGGCGGCGAACAGCACGACGGCGGCGGGCAAGGCCCACACGACGGGGGCCCGCAAGAAGGAGGCGGGCACGACGGCGGCGAGCAGCACGGCAUGCAAGGCCCGCAGGGGCCGCAGCACGGCCCGCAGCAGCAGGGAAAGCAGGGACCGCAGCAAGGACCGCAACACGCCAUUUUCUCGAUCGGUUUAUUUACACCACGUGAUUUCUUACUAGGUCAAUAG
Messenger RNA from Ostrinia furnacalis (Asian corn borer), 705 nucleotides. RefSeq names its product serine/threonine-protein phosphatase 1 regulatory subunit 10-like. The transcript has a single exon. The coding region runs from base 1 to 705 and encodes 234 amino acids. Lineage: Eukaryota; Metazoa; Arthropoda; Insecta; Lepidoptera; Crambidae. The record is from RefSeq and is a predicted model, not a curated record.